UGUUUUACCAGUUCCUCUUUUACCACACCUUCCACUGACAAUUGGAUGGCCCUAUUCUGAUUCUCUUUGAUUAAAAGAAUGAUGCAAUUGAUAAUUGCACGUGCAAUGUUUGCACUAUAGAAAAUCCAAGGUCCUACGGAUAUAGUGCCCUUCGAACCAUUUAUCUUUGGCAUUUUUUCAUGAAUGCGCUAAUAACGGAGUUAUGUCCUGAAACAUUUGCGUGGCCCACCCUGUAUAUACAACAUUCAAUGACUGUUUGAUCUUUAAUAAAUUAAAAACAUAAUAUGCACGAAAAUCAAAUUACUGCUAACUGUAUUGAAAACGAUCAGGUUCUUGUCUUAUUCAAGUUCUAUAAUCGUUUUUUUAAGGGAGAUUGAUGUUUAAAUAAAAUGGAGAUUUUGGAAUUGAAGGAUGUAAAGGCUGUGCCGGAUAUAAUUCAUCCCUAUCCGGACAGAGUAAAGACUGAAGCAACUCCACUCGUCAUUGAUAAUGGGUCAUAUAACUGUAGAGUUGGAUGGGCAACAGAAAAGGAACCUCAGUUAAUAUUUAAAAAUCUUAUUGCAAAGCCAAGGAAAGAACGGGGCAAGAAGGAUGGUGAGCCUCAGGUUGGAAAUGACAUAGCAAACAUUGAAGCUGUUAGAUUUCAAUUAAAAACGCAAUUUGACAGAAAUGUAGUAACACAUUUCGAAGCCCAAGAACAGAUAUUUGAUUAUACAUUUACUCAUAUGGGAAUAGAUACAGAAGGCUCUAUAAAUCACCCAGUUAUUUUAACUGAGGCAUUUCUGAAUCCUAAUUAUUCAAGAAAUUUGAUGGCAGAGCUGUUAUUUGAAUGCUACAAUGUACCUGCAAUCGCGUAUGGAGUGGACUGUUUAUUUUCUUAUCAACACAAUAACUGCCCACCAGAUGGUUUAAUAAUUAGCAUUGGAUAUCAUACCACACAUAUAAUACCCAUAUUAGAUGGUAAAGCAGAUCCUGUUAAUUCAAGGAGGAUCAAUGUUGGUGGAUAUCACAUUACAUCUUAUAUGCAUAGACUACUGCAACUAAAAUAUCCAGUGCAUGUAAAUGCUAUCACACCUAGUCGAGCAGAGGAAUUAAUUCAUGAACAUUCAAUGAUAGCUUUAAAUUACCAAGAAGAAAUUUCUAAAUGGGCAGAUCCGGAUCAUUAUGAUGCAAAUGUGUUAAGGGUACAAUUACCUUAUAUUGCUCCUUCAAGUGCUCCUGGUUUAACAGUGGAACAACAGAAGGAGAGAAAACGGGAGUUGGCUAGAAGAUUAAUGGAAAUAAAUGCGCGGAAAAGAGAAGAAAGAUUAGCAGAAGAUGAAGAGCAGCUGAAUCAGUUAUUAGCUGUUCAAGAUUUACUAGAAGAAGGAGAGACUGACGAGUUUGAUCAAGCAUUAAAAACCUAUUCUCUUGCGAAUGAAGCGGAUUUAAUAAAAAUGAUUAAUAAUUUACAAGCAAAAGUAGAACGAACCCGACAGAAAAUAGUCGCGGCUAAUUCACAGGAAGAAAACAUUGCAAUGGAGGAACAGAAGCCGAAAAUCAAAUCAAGUUUGCAGCCGAAAGAUCAGCAGGAUUUUGAUGAAUGGAUAGCUGGUGUAAGAAAGAAAAGGCAAGAAAUAUUGGAAAAACGAAUGGCGAAGAGGCAACGCAGACAAGAUAUGGCAAAACGUAGAACAGCAGCCGCGCAAGAAAGAAUGCGUAUAAUAAGUCAAUUAGCGAGAAAAGAGAAACGCGAUGAUGAUUUUGGUAUGAGAGACGAAGACUGGGACGUUUAUAAAGUUAUCAACAGGGAAGGUGGAGAUUCAGAUUCAGAAUUAGAACAAGAAAAGCUCCUGGAACUGGAGGACGUAUUAAGACACCACGAUCCAGAAUUCGAUGGAGCUGGAUCGAACGUUCCCCUGGUACCCGGAGAAACCCAUCAGUUACACGUGGGAGUGGAACGCCUGAGAGCUCCAGAAAUAUUAUUUCAACCAUUCAUGAUUGGUUCCGUGGAAGCAGGCAUUGCUGAAACAAUAGAAUUUGUGUUGAAGCUUUAUCCAACCGAAAUGCAGGCACGUCUCGUAGGAAACAUAUUUCUCAACGGUGGACCGGCAAAAUUUCCUGGUUUAUUGGAGAGGUUGAAUCGCGAGCUCCGUGAAAUCCGACCGUUCGGUUCCAAUUUUCAAAUAAACAUCGCCAAGAAUACCAGCAUAGACGCAUGGUACGGUGCUAGAGACUUUGGCUUAAAUGGAAACCUCCCAGAAUUUUUAGUAAGCAAGAAGGAAUACGAAGAGAAGGGUGGUGAAUAUUUUAAAGAACAUUUGACUAGUAAUACUUACACCAGAUCUCCUGAUCCAUUGCCCACCGUGCAAGCUCCUGUAACCUCGGAACAGGUCGUCGUUGAGGAUGCCGUUGUCGAUGUUGAAAUGGAAUGAAAGACAAGAAACAUUUUAUAUAAGAUCCUAGAUGUUAGAAAAUAAAUUUCACUGAAAACAAAGAAACAGAUUUAUGAAAGGGGAAACGGUUAUCUUUAUGGAUAUCUACUUUAUUACACAAGUGUUUUCGUUUGUUCAUUCAAUCACGAACAAACUACAUUGUAGUCUGUUUACUGAUCACAAUGUACAGUUCCCAAAUCAUCGUAUCUCAUCGUUCGAAGAUAAUUAUGCGGGGUACAUUUUGCUUCUUCAUUUUAGUUUUUUUUUUCUUAUUCGUCGACAUCCGCUUGUUGGACAUUUCUCAAGCUUAAAAAAAAAAAGAAAAAAACCAGAAAGUAAGAUCCUCUCGACUCAGAGCUGCAGGAUUUGUUACAACGACCUCCAGUAAUUCUUCCACGUUUCGUUCCGUGGCUUAAGUUAACAUCACAAUACAGUAAAUAUACUGAAGAAAUUAUUACGAAGCCCUACAGGCAGGCGGUACAUAUUACAGCUAAUUAUAAAUGAUCAUCGCGUGUCUCGUCUAAUAAAGGAACAUACUGUACGGAAGGAAGCUCGUCACUUACGAGCCGUUUCUUUCGCAGCAUACAAUGAAAAAAUAGAAUGAAUCAUUUUGAGAAAAGAAGAGAAUAAAUCACAUUAAUUCUUUCGGAUCACAAGCGCACAGCGUUUGUUACAUAUAUGUGUGUUUAUAUAUUGUUAAAGCACUCGACGACACUCGUUACAUUUAUCUUUAUGCGCUCCCUUAUUCUGCCUCUUUUAUCACAUGCGGUUAAAGAUAAAAAUUACAAAAUUAUUAGAUUAAUGCAAAAGGUUUACGUCGUAUAAUUCCAGUUCAUAAUUUUUAUAAAUCAAUAUAAUUACUAUCAGCUUAAGAGAAUUUGGUAAUAUCUUUAAAUUAUAAACCCUUCAGAUCAAUCUAAUGUAUAACUAUAUUGCAUUAUACAGGAUGUAACAAAAUUUGUGGCACAAGAAAAGAAUUAUUAAAAUUAUGGAAUCAAUCUGUUUCUUUGAAUUUUUAAUUCAUUUUUAAACCAAUAAUUACCCUUUUUUCCACACUUGUACCACAAAUUAUAUCGUAUCCUAUAUAGUACAAUACAGUUCAAGGAAAAAUAUGAAUUCUUAAUAGCUGUUUAUUAUUACGUUACUCUAUCGCAUUGAAUAACAUCAUUAAAAGUAAAAGUGUUUUUUUUUUAACCAUAACACAUGUUACACGUAUACGAAGCAAAGCUUAUUACAGAAUGUAAUUUAAAAAUCUAAUAUCGACAAUAAUAUCAAAACGAUACAUGACCGUGCGUUGGUGUUCGUUUAAUUCGUAAUGAGCUUUUUUUAAUAUUAAAACGGGAACAUUUCUCCCUUUAAUAAAAAUCGCAAAAAUUGUAGUCCGUUCUGUCGAACUUAUUAUAACCGAUCUAUACGUUUCACGCGACACAUAGCAGAAUUCUUAAUUUAAAUAAUAUCCAUUGUAACUAUCACAGGCUGAGGUCGCUGCAGCUUUGAAAAUUCUCAUUAAAUGUAAUCUAAUUCAACACCUCUGUCUAAUAAAAAAAUUAUAAGAAAAACGUCUCUAUCUUUUUUUUACUUCUUUCAGUAUUUAUAACAAUAAAGCUGAGGUAGAAUCCAAAUUGACAAAAGAUAAAAAAAAAAUUUAUCCAAUGGUGCUUAGAGCGAGGAUCCAACUUUCAUAACGUACGCUAAUUAAAAUUACACGCUUUAUUCAUUUUUCAUUUCAACAUCUCCUUAUCAUGGUAAUGAUCAUAAUGAUACUAAUUAAUUAUUACAAUAAUCGUAACCAUAAUAAUAAUAAUUACAAUGAUCUACAUUUAAAAUAAUAACAAUAAUGACAAUAGUAUUUCAAAAUAAUCAUCAAUACAACAAUGAUUAAUGUUCUGCAAUAAUAAUGGCUUCUUUUUAUGUAUUUAUACAUAUAUAAUAUAUAUAUAUAUAUAUAUUUGUUUAUUUGUUUAUUUAUAUAUUUAUAAUAUUUAUAUAGUCGCAUGGUGGGGCAAAAGGUGACAGCUAUGUACAGUACAUACUUGCCUCAGUUGUACCAUCGUUUACACGUAUCCUAAAUAAUAAACAAUGAUAAAUAAUCAAAAUUGUAAUCAAUUAAUAAUAUUACCAUAAUUUAUUUAUUUAUUUUUUUUUAUGUUUAUUCAUUAAAAUACCUUAGAAUUUGCGAUAAGAGCUAGGGUAUGCAGUAUGUACGUAAAGAGGAUGUGUUUAACCAGGAUAUGUUGGUGAAAACUAUGGUGUUAUCAAGCGUCAACUCUUUUCAUCUUUAUAUCUUUAUCGCUAUCAUUUUUAUCGCUUUUUCGUUCUUUCAAAACUACUAUUACAAAAGUGCGUACUCUCGUCUCUUACGUUAUUUAGAGGUACAUAUACAUGUAUCGGCGUGACCUAUCUACUUGUUCAUUGUCCUUUAUAUUAGAUCUGUAGCAGUAAAUUAUUCUCUUCGGUUAAACGGAACACGAUGAAACCUGUGCUGUCAAUCCUUUGCGGUCCAAUAUGAAUUUUUCCAUUUAGUUUCAUUUAUUGAUUCGACCAAUAUUUUAAAAAAUAUUCACACAACGGCAGAAGCGGCUGAUCAUACGUGGAACCGCAGAAGAUUAAAAUCAGUGGUCGAAUGAUUUUUCUCCGUGAAAAGAAUAGAAAAUGAUAUCGUGGAGUCUUUUUCCGAAUCCUCGUGCUCGAGGAAAAGCAGACAGAGACACAUGCUGGUGUUUGGAUUUAAGUUUCGCGUGCACAUCCAAGGUUGUGGAUCGGUUUUGUUCAACAGGAUAUUAUUUGAUACUCCAGUUUCUAGCUUUUCAACUUUUCUUCGAUAAACUUCACUCUUUCUUACAGUUAAUAUUAUAAAAGAUCUCUUUACAAAGAAAUUUGAAGAUUUAUUUUAAAAUAUUUUAUUUCCAUGAAUCGGUACUAUUAAAUUUCUCAAAAUUUUUCAAAAAAUUCGUAGAAGUAGCAAAUACUAAUCUAUCGCUCGAAUAAAUCGAGUACAAUUUCUCGAGAACGAGGCUUCGGAAAUGGAAUAGAAGAGUUUAUUUAACGACAAUCGAAUUAUUUUCACUCGAGAAAAAUAACCCUGCAACCAAUCGCAGCACAAUUUUCGCUGCUUUCGAGAUCCUAAACGGAUAAUCCUUCUUGUUCUCACACAAACGCACACGUUUCAUUCACGCGGACACAUACAUACUUACGUACUUACACACUCGCGCGUAUUUUGUGGGUCUAUCAUAUACACAUAUGUAUAUAAUACACGGUACUUUCUACGCAUCGACGGUAUGUAUAAUUAGGUAUGUCCUGUAUCUAUAAAUCGUCGUAUCUUUCUGUUCCAACUGAUGAAAUUAAUCAUCCUUCUUUCUUUUUUUCCAUUAACAUCCUCUCUCUCUCUUUCUCUCUCUAAACGCGUCUCAUACAUGUGAUCUUGCUAUUCAACGCGAAACAACCCUUUAAUUUUGUUUAAAAAAGUGUUCGUCGACACGCAAUUCAGAACUUGCUGCUUUUAUUUAAUGAUUCUCUUUUUUUUUGUUUUUACUUGCUCUUUAAUCAAAGCUUUUAGGCACCGUUCAAGACUCGACCUGAGGAAAAAUAUUAGCAAUAAAAAAUCUUACGCUUGUACUUAUGGCCUAAACGAUCAUUCGAGCCUAUUUUUUCUUCUUUUUUUUUUUAAUUAACACCCCGUUUUACUGUUGACCAAUGUGCUUGUCUAUGUAUAUGAAUACUCGUGUGUUCAUGUGUGUGUGUAUAUGUAAGUUUAAUGAGAAAGCCGUAUCGGUAACGAAAUAAUCCUCACUCGAACGAAAAACGGGGGAAAUAAGUUUCAGACCGGGGAAGACGUUCGAAACGGAGAUCUCUCUGAAGACGAGACGUGCUGAAGAAGUAUCGUUACUUCCGGUCUCGCGUAGAAAAAUAUCGAUGUUCUUGUCGACUUGAUAGCUUUUUAUUAAUUGGUUCGUAUAUUAUAAUGGCAUCAAGGUGUAGUAUACUAUAUUUAUUACUUUUUAGUGGCUGUUUGAUUUUGAUGAUUUCGCUACUUGAUUCGCGAACAACCCCUUGACACGAGAUUUAACAGAUAUCGACCACUGUAUAAUCAUUGAUCCUAUAACAUAAUUAUAAUUCUAUUUGGAACAAAAAGAAUUCGGGCUACGAAAGAUAUUUAAUCUUUCAAUAGCGGAGCCUAGAUCAAUCGUGACCCAAUGUUGAAUAUAUUCUAUAAUUUUUAAACGAGAUUUUCAUAUACUAGAAAAAUAAUUUUUAAAGGGACAGUGUAAAACUUAAGAAAUGAAAAUUGUAAUACGAAGAACUAACUCGAAUUAGAAUUUUCCUUCUCUCCAUGGUCCGCCGUGUAAGAGUUAAGAAACGCAUUACAUGUUUCUCACUUUUUUAGGAAAAGGGUCGAUCAUUGCACAAGGGUCAACAACUGUGUAAGUUACCCUAUACAUCGUGGAUGAAAUUCAAUGAGACAUUUCUAUGAAAUGUGACCUUUUACCAGUUAUAUUUUUAUAAAUGAAUCGUUCAAGUUCUUAUAGAUUACAUCACUUUACAUAAGUGAUUACCUUGUUUCUUAAAGCGUUCGGCCAAAUUUCAUCGAAAUUACAAUACGAAAUAACUGGAAUUACAAUUUCUUAUUUUCACGUCAAGGGGAUUAGCCGGAGAUUCCGGUCGGUUCAACGAUAAGCAGCGAAACCGGUGGAAGUAUCGCGUGUUCCCUAUGGUCUAGGUCGCAAUGCGCCGCUUCAACGACAAUCGAUCAUUCGAGGUCAAAAUUGCCAUCGAAACGGACACGAUUUCUUUCUGCAGAAACGAAACAAAUUUCUGUUUCUAUUAUUGCUGUUUUUCCUCCUGCUUCUAUAUAUCCAAAAGGUUCGCGAAGAGGAGCUCGACCUGACAAGAGAUUUCGUACGACGGUUAAUUACGUUUACAUGAUCGCUUUUGAUAUAAAAAUCACGUUUAAACGCGAAGGAACGAGUCUAAUCGAUUUAACUCAUAAUAAUUUCUUUGACGAUGUAUUAACUCAUUUUUAUCACGAACCUCCAUCUGGAAAUUUAUGCAAAAUAAUGGUGAAAGAACUAAAAGAAAUAUUUAUGAUAAUGCAUUGUUAUAAUUCAUCGAAUUUUGUAUAACGUAACGUACCUAUGUAACAUCAUCAAGGAAAUGUUUCUUAAUUAAAUCAAAAAGACUCGAAUAAACGUCGCGUGGAUCGUUCGUAUAGCCGAAGAACAAUGGUCACUGGUGUAGUACGAAAGUAAAAAGCCAGUGCUAGAAGUGCGUGUCAUUAAUUUAUAUUAUUUCUCGUGUGUCGAAUGCCGACGACGACGACAUCGUGGUUCCUACGACAAAAUUCUACGCUAUUUUCCUUUUUUUUUUCUCCUCCCCCCAUCCCCCACUUUUUCCUUUACGCAGGCCUCUAUAAGACUUACGGUAGCACGGUAAACCUCUAUAAAAAAUAAUAGCUAUCCUACGUAAACGUAUUAUAAAAAUAAAUGGCAUUGUACUCUGCUAAAGAAGCAAAAUGGUACAGGCGCAAUGUCGAACGACGCGAGCAUCGUUUUAUAAUCUUUCGAACUCGUCAUUAUUCGAGGCUUCUUCUUCAUAUUUCUUUUCCCCCUUUAUAAUCACCCAACCCCUUUCAGCAACCUCGUCAUCCUCUAAUUUUUUCUUUUUCCUCUCUUUUCGCGGUUAACUAUCCACCGUAAUGAAUCGAGAUUGAUUUCGCUCUUAUUAAAUUCGUAUACCACCCCCAAGACCUUCGUCACGUGCCACCCUUCUUUUUUCUUCCUCUGGACUCUUCGCUGAUUAACCCGAACCCGUCGCUUCCUAGUCUCACCCCUCGCCCGAGCCGAUUUAAUUACACUUUGCGAGCUGUUCGUACCAGGAGACGCGAGCUAGACUGUUCAACUAUGUGAAAAUGGAGUGUAUCAAAAAGUGUCCUAGAGUCGAUCGGAUUGCUGGCAUGAUAGAGGAUCUCUAAAAGAAGGGUUGAAAGGGUUGAAUGAAACAGGAACUGCUUCGAGCCCGAUGUCAGAAGUAGAUCGACUAAUAGAGUCCCAGAAAAAUUGUCUUAGUUUCUUUUGGAUUUCUGUAAAAAAAAUUUUGUCGUCGAAUGUAAUGGAGUUUAUUUUGAUAAGUGAAAAUUAUUUUGCAAUCAAACUGUUGCAUUUUCAUUCAUAAAUACGAUAAACAACAUUUUUCUAGGAUUUGGUUCGAAUGAACACGGAGACUCGGUUCGACACAGUUCGAUCAACGACUCAAACCAGAUCUUCGAAAAAGUUUGCUCUGCUUUGAGUCAGCGAUGUAUCCUCAGAGGAUGGAUCGAAUAACUGUCCUUAUUACUAUUCCACGUAACUUUGUAACGCGAUAUCGACGAAGGUUUCUCCACGUUACGAGUUGUUAUGUCCUACUGCGAUGAAAUCUUUGAUUUGACGAAUCUCAGUGCGAGUAUAAAUCGUGUUCAUCCGUAUGAACGUAAAGAAGAAGACUCAGAAUUUUCAAAUGUUCAUGUACAGGUGACUCUUCUAUAACACGAAAAUCACAUAUUACUGUGCGAUGAAUAGGGUAACGUAUACAUAUAGUUAUCGACCCAUUGUAAUGAUUGACCCUUUUCCUAAAAAAGUAGAAGAUAUAAUGUAAUGUUAUAAUUCUAUUCGGACGAAACAAUAUUUGAGCUACGAAAGAUAAUCAUAUUUUAAAUUUAGAAAAUGAAAAUAUCAAGUACAGAAUUAGAUUGAAAUUGUGCCUCUCUACGUGGUCCGCCGUCCAAGGAUUAUGAAACGCAUUAUAUCAUAUUUCUUACUGUUUUAGGAAUAACAAAUGAGUAUUUAUACUUUCAAAGGCGUUAAGGGGUAUUUUAUACUUUUAGAAGUAUCAAAUUCUGAUAUUAUUCGAUAUGGUAUCAUAAUUUGUAGGCUGAAAUCUACAGUAUUGAUUCAGUAUCGUUCUAACUACUUAUAGUACUUUUAUUAUACUACUUCGGUAUAAAACAUCGAAGAACCUUCCUUAAUUUCGCCAAAAAUUUCAUCUUAUACAAAAGUUACAUCAAUUUUGAAAUCGCGUCGUAUGAAAACCGUAUUCUCAAAGUAAGUACGUGUUACAGAAGGGUUACCUGUACCCUAAUCCCUUCAUCCUUUCUCCCAUAAAGGAAAACCCUUACAUCUUGUGCCCGCACAUUCCAUCAACGUUAACGUCGACCAUCAAAAUCGACGAUAUGGCGAUACGUGGAACGAAUUAUGUACUUCCACGAACAUGAGAAUUCUUCCUGCAACGUAACAAAUUCGAUAAUCGAGGGAAUCAUUGUUAACGCGUUGAUUGUAAUACUGACACGGGCGUACGAGCACGAAAUAAUUAUUAAUCAUAACGUAAUAAUAUGUACACUUGAAUGGACAAAUGAAAACUUAUUAAUUUGAAUCGCAUACAAAGACAAAAAAAUAUAUAUAUAUAUACAUAUAUAUAUAUAUAUAUAUAUAAUAUAUCCAACAAAUAGAUAUUUAACGUAUACAUAUUAUAAAUUAUAAUCACUUUGCAAAACACGGUCAUGUAAAAAAUAUCGUGGUUUCGAUAACAAUCACAUUGCACGGAAUAUCUCUAUUCUCGAAGCCGUUCUCAUCUCUCGUCACCUCAACCUAUUUCUCUCUUGUGUCCAUUUCAUCUUUCCAGUAACAACCUUCUCUUUUUUCUUCUCGAUUCUAACGACAGGAAAGAACGAAGAAAAGCGAUGUGUAAAGAGAAGACAGAAACAGGAACAGACAGGACUGAAUAAAAAAAAUUAAAAAAAAAAAAAAAAGAAAAUAAUUAUGAAUAUCGA
Messenger RNA from Osmia bicornis bicornis, 10212 nucleotides. RefSeq names its product actin-related protein 5 (gene Arp5). Gene Ontology annotation, cellular component: Ino80 complex; cytoplasm. The transcript is spliced from 7 exons. Lineage: Eukaryota; Metazoa; Arthropoda; Insecta; Hymenoptera; Megachilidae. Gene Ontology annotation, biological process: regulation of DNA-templated transcription. The coding region runs from base 390 to 2414 and encodes 674 amino acids. The record is from RefSeq and is a predicted model, not a curated record.